CCCCGCCCCGCUCUGGGCGGCCGUGCGUUCUGCCCUCCUCGGACUCUGCCCGAUCCGACCCGACGCCGCGGCAGCCGGGCUCCGGGGUUGGUCGGGAUCUGGGUCAAUGGCGGUUCGAGGACCCGCGCCGAGGGCUGGCGCCAGGCCCAGAUUAGAUCUGCGGUUUCUCCAGCGGUUCCUGCAGAUACAAAAGGUUUUGUUUCCCUCCUGCUCAUCACAGAACGCCUUGAUGUUCCUGACCCUUUUGGGUGUGGCCCUCCUGGAACAACUGGUGAUCUACCAGGUUGGCUUGAUCCCCAGUCAGUACUACAGGGUCCUGGGAAACAAAGACUUGGACGGGUUUAAGGCCCUGACAUUCCUGGCUGUUGUGCUCAUCGUCCUCAACUCCAUGCUGAAGAGCUUUGACCAGUUCACCUGCAACCUGCUGUAUGUGAGCUGGAGGAAGGACCUCACCGAGCAUCUCCACCACCUCUACUUCCGCGGCCGCGUGUACUACACCCUCAACGUGCUGCGGGAUGACAUCGACAACCCGGACCAGCGCAUCAGCCAGGACGUGGAGCGGUUCUGCCGGCAGCUCAGCAGCAUGGCCAGCCAGCUGAUCAUCUCGCCCUUCACCCUGGCCUAUUACACCUAUCAGUGCUUCCAAAGCACAGGCUGGCUCGGGCCCGUGAGCAUCUUCGGGUAUUUCAUCCUGGGAACUGUGGUGAACAAAAUGUUGAUGGGGCCCAUUGUGGCGAAGCUGGUGCAGCAGGAAAAGCUGGAGGGGGAUUUCAGGUUCAAGCACAUGCAGAUCCGCGUGAAUGCUGAGCCUGCUGCUUUCUUCAGGGCUGGGCAUGUGGAGCACAUGAGGACAGACCGCAGGCUGCAGAGACUCCUUCAGACGCAGAGGGAGCUGAUGUCCAAGGAGCUCUGGCUGUACAUGGGUAUCAACACGUUUGACUAUCUGGGCAGCAUCCUGAGUUAUGUUGUGAUCGCAAUCCCCAUUUUCAGUGGCGUUUAUGGAGACCUUAGCCCCACAGAGCUCAGCACCCUGGUCAGCAAGAAUGCCUUCGUGUGCAUUUAUCUCAUCAGCUGCUUCACCCGGCUCAUCGACCUCUCCACCACUCUCUCAGAUGUGGCUGGUUACACCCACAGGAUUGGGGAGCUGGAGGAGACCCUGCUGGACAUGUCCCUGAAGUCACAGGACGGCGAGCUCCUGGACGAGGGCGAGUGGGACUCACACAGGGCCCCGGGAUGGCCAGCAGCAGAGCCAGCGGACACAGCUUUUCUCCUGGAUCGGGUCUGCAUCUCUGCGCCCUCCUCUAACAAGCCCUUAAUCAAGGAUCUGAGCCUAAAGAUCUCCGAGGGGCAGAGCCUGCUCAUCACCGGCAACACGGGCACCGGCAAGACCUCCUUGCUCCGCGUGCUGGGUGGCCUCUGGGCGAGCACACGGGGCUCAAUGCAGAUGCUGGUGGACUUUGGACCCCAUGGGGUGCUGUUCCUGCCACAGAAGCCAUUCUUCACCGACGGCACCCUUCGGGAGCAGGUGAUAUACCCCCUGAAGGAGAUCUACCCGGACUCAGGUUCUACUGAUGAUGAGAGGAUCAUGAGGUUCUUGGAGUUGGCAGGCCUGUCCGACUUGGUGGCGAGGACAGAGGGGCUGGACCACCAGGUCGAUUGGAACUGGUAUGACGUUCUGUCCCCCGGAGAGAUGCAGAGGCUUUCUUUUGCCCGGCUCUUCUACCUGCAGCCGAAGUACGCAGUGCUUGAUGAAGCCACCAGUGCCCUGACUGAGGAGGUGGAGAGUGAACUCUACCGCAUCGGCCAACAGCUAGGCAUAACGUUUAUCAGCGUGGGACAUCGGCGCAGCCUCGAGAAGUUUCACUCCUGGGUUCUGAAACUCUGCGGAGAAGGAAGGUGGGAACUGACCAGAAUCAAAGUGGACUGAAGCCAAGGAUGUGGCUGGCCACUGAAAGGAGAGCCAAGCUCGGGGCAUGGCCGUGCCCAGGAGACACCCAGAGGCCCAGGUUCGUCUCACAGGUUCUUUGCAAGGAGCGCUGGCAGCAGUGGCCCACCUAGGUGUGGCCUCCAUGGGGUGCUAGUCCUGCCAGGCUUCCUGCUACCUCAGCCAGGGUGCCAGACAUUUGAAGUGCUAACUAUUUACUUACAAAUUACUUCAGAUUUGUUUUCUAAAGAAAAACCUAAAAGUGAGGACUCCGUAAGCAAUGAAGGAUCCGUGUGGAGAGAAUGUUGGACUUGGAGUCAAGAGAUUCAGAAAUCUUUUUAAUUGGUGAAAUUAUACAACAACAGGUUUUUAACUUGAAUCAGCUAUUUAAAUCUUAUAACUUCUUUUUUAUAUAAAAUAUAAACAUUAAAAAUAUUUACAACUUUC
Molecule: messenger RNA, 2371 nt
Organism: Myotis davidii
Lineage: Eukaryota; Metazoa; Chordata; Mammalia; Chiroptera; Vespertilionidae
Gene: ABCD4
Product: ATP binding cassette subfamily D member 4
Exons: 19
Coding region: 107-1927 (606 amino acids)
Biological process (GO): very long-chain fatty acid catabolic process; long-chain fatty acid import into peroxisome; fatty acid beta-oxidation
Cellular component (GO): peroxisomal membrane
Molecular function (GO): ATP hydrolysis activity; ATP binding; ABC-type transporter activity
Source: RefSeq, a predicted model, not a curated record